AUGACAACCUUUAUGCGCCUAAAGAUCCCAUUCCACCUUCGAUCCCCAAUUACAGCUCUCUCCACAGCACGCAGUCAACCACCUCGCACCGUCCUAUAUCGAGGCUACGCAACCAAAUCCUCAAAUGACCCCGAGCAAGCAACAACCACAACCCAGCCGCCAAACUCGCCCAAUCGCCCAAUCCCCUCUAAUAAAGCAAAGCCCACCAUCAACGAGGGAGAGCAUUCGCCUCUUGUAGACCGAGAGGGAAAUCCGAAAGAGGAUAUUCCCGACGACGUCAAGAAGCACAAUCAGGAGAUGGAGGAGCGGUAUGCUAAGCCGUAUAACUCCACUGAUAAUCAUGGCACGGUUAAACCUGCUUUCAAGAGCUAG
This is a messenger RNA of Penicillium verrucosum, 372 nucleotides long. RefSeq lists its product as uncharacterized. NCBI's taxonomy places the organism in Eukaryota, Fungi, Ascomycota, Eurotiomycetes, Eurotiales, Aspergillaceae. The record is from RefSeq and is a predicted model, not a curated record. Bases 1 to 372 code for a protein of 123 amino acids. The transcript has a single exon.